AUGUAUAGUAUAUUAGGAUUAGCAGUUCGAUCAUCUGGAUCAUUCCAGUCAACACUUCAAAUUACAUCAAAACAGCUAUUUUCACAGAGAGCAUUUUACAGUACUCAGAAUUUAAAUAUUGUAAAUAAUAAUAAAGAAAAUGUGGUCGACAAUUCAUUUGCAGUAGUACACUUGGGUGGCAAACAGUACAAAGUCAUUAAAGGAGAUGUUAUAAUGUCAGAUCGUAUACAUGUCGAAGUUGGUGAACACAUUAUAUUGGACAAGGUUCUAAUGCUCGGAACUAAAGAACAAACAAUGAUUGGUACUCCACUUGUUGAUGGUGCCAAAGUACAUGCAUUCAUCGAAGAACAAUCAAAGGCCCCAAAGGUCACUAUUUUCAAGAGAAAGAGAAGAAAGAAUUACAUGAGAACAACUGCUUUUACACCUUUGGCCACCGUAUUAAGAAUUGGUGACAUCGUUUUGCAAUCACCACCUCAAAAUUAG
This is a messenger RNA of Heterostelium album PN500, 483 nucleotides long. RefSeq names its product bL21 family ribosomal protein (gene mrpl21). The transcript has a single exon. Gene Ontology annotation, cellular component: ribosome; mitochondrial large ribosomal subunit. Gene Ontology annotation, biological process: translation. NCBI's taxonomy places the organism in Eukaryota, Evosea, Eumycetozoa, Acytosteliales, Acytosteliaceae. The coding region runs from base 1 to 483 and encodes 160 amino acids. The record is from RefSeq and is a predicted model, not a curated record. Gene Ontology annotation, molecular function: RNA binding; structural constituent of ribosome.